Onthophagus taurus is the source of this 1289-nucleotide messenger RNA. The record is from RefSeq and is a predicted model, not a curated record. Lineage: Eukaryota; Metazoa; Arthropoda; Insecta; Coleoptera; Scarabaeidae.
UCUAAACCGCAAAUAAACACGAUAAGAUAGGCAACCGUAAACAAAUUCCCAAAAAACCUAAUCUUAUCGGCCAACCAAUUUAUAACCCCGAUUUAGCCCCAAAAAAAAUCAUUCCUUUUCAAAAAUUGUGAAGUGUGCCACAAUGAUCGUAACAGAAGAUAUUUUCGAUAAUUUUAAAGACUCUGAAGGUCAAAUAAUUCCUAUAAAACGCUACACUUGGCGAAAUUGCAAUGGAAUAACCGUUCAAGUGAUCGCUUAUGGGUCAACAAUAACGUCGAUUCAAAUUCCGGAUAAAAAUGGCGUUUUUGGUGAUAUUGUUAUGGGGUUUGAUGAUAUGGCGGGAUAUCGAAAUUCUUUAAACCCUUAUUUUGGCGCGACUGUUGGUCGAGUGGCGAAUCGAGUUGGUUACGCUCGAUUUUUUAUCGGCGAUCAACAAUAUCAAAUAUCGGCGAAUUAUAAUAAUACUCAUCAACUUCAUGGUGGGUUUAAAGGUUUUGAUAAAGUCGUUUGGGAAUCUUUUAAAAACGGGGAUGAAGUUGUGAUGAGUUAUGAUUCGAAGGAUUUAGAAGAAGGUUAUCCCGGAAACGUUUUAGUUAAUGUUACAUAUUGUUUAACGGAUGAUAACGAUUUUAUCAUCGAUUUUAAAGCGACCACCACAAAACCGACGUUUAUCAAUUUAACAAAUCAUUCGUAUUUUAAUUUAGCUGGACACGAUAAAGGUGCUGUUGAAUUAUACAAACACGUUAUUAAUAUAAACGCUGAUAAAACAACCGAUGUUGAUCAAGAUUCUAUUCCUACCGGAAAACUUUUAAAUGUUGCUGGAACGAUUUUUGACCUACAAAUUCCUAAGAUAUUAGGAGACGUUAUUCAUAAAAUUCCUGGAUAUAGCGGUUACGACCAUAAUUUUUGCAUCAAUAAAGGUGUUAAACAAGAAGAAGGAUUUAUUGCUAGGGUUUGUCAUCCACCGAGCGGGAGGACACUCGAAAUUUAUGGUAAGCAACCUCGUGUUCAAUUUUAUACUUCCAAUUUUUUACCUGGUCAAUCAAAACCGGGUGAUGUUAUAACAGGAAAGGGGUCUGCGAAUUAUUACAAACACGGAGCUCUCUGUUUGGAAACUCAAAAUUACCCAGACGCCGCUAAUCACAACAACUUUCCAAAGUCGAUUUAUAACCCAGGGGAAACAUAUCAUCACAGAAUCGUAUACAAAUUCUACAUAACAACAUAAAAAUAUUGUUAUUGCUAAAAUAUUGUUUAUUAUUGUAAAGAAGGGAUACGUAAUAAACUUAUUA